CGCUCCCAGACAAAUGAGGCAGUAUUACGUGGCGGCAACAGGAGAGCGCUGGCGGAGGAUAAGAUCAAAAUUAGGCAGGCGAAUAACUGAAAAAUGUAUACCCACGGGCCGGAGGAAGUUGGAAAAUGGCGGGGAUGUGUUGCUUUGCUCAACCCAAUUCAACUCUCCAUCUCAAGAGAAUUCAUUGCUUCAAAUGCUGCUCAGCCUUACCGGAUAACAGAACGAGAACCCCGAAGUUUUUGAAAUUGGCUGUAACUGGAGUGACUGAGCUCCUUAGACUCUUCUCCUCGUUUGACAAAGAUAGAUCAGAUAGGGUGAAUUUUAAACAAGAAGAGGAGAUUUCAAAUAAGGGGAUUGAUGAUGUAGUAACUACACUGAAGACGGAUUAUGACCAUGCUUAUUUUGUUACAGGGAUUUUCACUUCUGAGAUUUAUGAUGAAGAUUGUAUAUUCGAAGAUCCGACUAUCAGAUUUCGAGGUAAGGAGCUGUAUUCACGCAACUUGAGAUUGCUGGUUCCUUUCUUUGAAUUUCCAUCAAUUGAAUUGCAAAAGAUUGAGAAGUGUGACAAGGUGAUGCAGAAAAUAUGUGUUACACUCCUUGCUACUGGACAAGGUCAUGUCCCUACUCCAUUUCUCUUUCCUGCAUACAUAAUUUUCGGAAGGAGAGAAGCUAGAACCUACCUGAAACUUCCUUGGAGACCUUUCAUUUCUAUUGAUGGAAGUACUGUCUAUGAAUUAAAUAGUGAGCUUAAAAUUAUUAAUCAUGCUGAGAGCUGGAAUGUUUCUGCACUGGAAGCGAUUGCCCAGAUAUUCACUCCUAGUAACAGAAAUUAACCAGUCCAGGAAGAUCUGAUGCUACCUAUCCCGCCUGAUUUCAGAGUCAGUUGUGAUUACGACUGCUGGGAUAAAGCUUUUAUGGUAAUUAAUGCAAAGCUCAUUGCUUGCAGUUUGAUAAGUAGGUGCCUCCAGUGCCCCCUCCCUCACCUCCAUAUUUCUAGCUUUAUAAAGACAGAAUGCUCAUGCAUACAUGUCAAGUGUUUAUCUUAUCUACUCAAGUAGAAACCUCUCUGGUAGUGUAGACUUUUUCUUGCCAUGUUCAAUGCUUAGAAGUGUGGUCAUGCUUUCUGGCCAACUUUUAUGGAUGGUUACUGAACAUUAAAAUUGAACUGUUAUAGCUGUUUCUAGGAUUGUUAAAGUAUAUUGGCAAUUUAUCCUUCCCAUAAAUGUUAAAGAACAAGACAACACAAAUCUUAUAGCA
Mangifera indica (mango) is the source of this 1257-nucleotide messenger RNA. RefSeq lists its product as uncharacterized. The coding region runs from base 126 to 833 and encodes 235 amino acids. The record is from RefSeq and is a predicted model, not a curated record. Lineage: Eukaryota; Viridiplantae; Streptophyta; Magnoliopsida; Sapindales; Anacardiaceae. The transcript is spliced from 8 exons.